This is a messenger RNA of Morone saxatilis (striped sea-bass), 356 nucleotides long. Its product is annotated as extracellular sulfatase Sulf-2-like. Bases 72 to 356 code for a protein of 94 amino acids. Gene Ontology annotation, molecular function: glycosaminoglycan binding; N-acetylglucosamine-6-sulfatase activity. The record is from RefSeq and is a predicted model, not a curated record. Lineage: Eukaryota; Metazoa; Chordata; Actinopteri; Moronidae. The transcript has 2 exons. Gene Ontology annotation, cellular component: endoplasmic reticulum; plasma membrane; cell surface.
GAAGUUGAGGCUCCGCCAGGGGAAGCAGCUGAUUGGUUGACCUUUCUUGGGGAGGUCAGGGGUCGAAGGCCAUGGCGGGCCGACUCCUCCUCUUCCUGUUCAUCUCGGUGACGCUCUGCCACGCCCACUUCCCAUCUGGCCAGCGUCUGAAGCCCCGCCUCCAGAGAGACCGCCGCAACAUCCGGCCGAACAUCAUCCUCAUCCUGACCGACGACCAGGACCAGGAGCUGGGUUCGAUGCAGGCGAUGAAUAAGACUCGUCGUAUCAUGGAGGAGGGCGGGACUUCCUUCUCCAACGCGUUUGUGACCACGCCCAUGUGCUGUCCGUCACGUUCGAGCAUGCUCACUGGGAAGUAA